Messenger RNA from Drosophila navojoa, 3209 nucleotides. It is a transcript of the gene laf, whose product is annotated as labial associated factor. The record is from RefSeq and is a predicted model, not a curated record. Lineage: Eukaryota; Metazoa; Arthropoda; Insecta; Diptera; Drosophilidae.
AUAAUCGAACACACACAACACAUUGAACCUAGCUCGAGGCUAGUUGAUAUUGGACUCGCUUUUCUACUCGAAAAACUUGUUGUUUUGUAAAUCGGACUUCUGCUACCUCCCGUACCUCAAAAGAUCGUUCCAUGUCUCAAAGUAUAUCAAAUCGUCGUCAGCAGCGGCGUCCCGAAAACAAAACCAAUUCCAAGCCAAGUGUACUUUCCGUGUCACAAGAUGUAAGCUUCAACUCGAGCAGUGAAAUAGUUGAAUGGGAUCGGGAGUUAUAUGAUCGGAAAAGGGAGACUAUUCGCCAACAUGAUCAUCGAAAGUUUGCAUCUAACCUAAACACAUCUGAAGGCAGUAAUUCUAGUCUAUAUAAGAAAUGCAAGAAACGUGCGGAUGUUUAUGUUGAGCAGGUUAUUGCAGAGCAGGAUGCGGCUUAUACUCAUAAUAUACCGCAUAAUAUGGCCAUAAGAAAUUUCAUACGCAAAAUUGAUCCCGAAACUUUUACCGAUGAAACUUCAUUGACAAAUCGUGAAAAAGCCGAAGUCUCGAAGUCUAAAGAUUCCAGCACAAAAAAGAUAGAGGGAACAGCAGAUGAACAACAGAGUUCGUCAAGAAAGGAACAAUCUGACACAGAAUUAAGUCAAGUUACGCAAACCUCGAGUGAUGAGUCGAAAACUUUCAGUCAGAUCUAUAGUGAAAUUUGCGAGGAGUCACGAGCCCGUCAGAAAAAAGCUGAGCAGAUCUAUCGAAUAAUUACCCAUAAGGAAACAAAUCAAAGCGAAAACUUUUUCAGAUCGAAAUCCAGAGAACGUACAGCCCGAUGGGUGCAUAACUUAGGCGAGCUCCGUAAAGACGGUGAGAGCACUACAACAGAGACCUCAAAUGAAAGUGAUAAGGAAUCGGAAUAUCGUCAAUCAUCAACGAAUGAUCAUUAUUUCAACGAGGAUGGGUGUAAAUACCUAUUGCCCGAAGAGUCGGACAUGAUUGAUAGCUUUAAGCAGGCCUUACGUUCUGGCUACAGAAAGAGUUUUUUCGAAUACAUAGCAGAGAUGAAAAAUGUUCAAUCAGAGUGUCAUGAACCUGCCAAGGGCCACUCAAGCCACUCGGAAUUUAAAGGCUCUACUCGUGAGCGAAAUAGCAUCAAAUCCGAGAGCCAUGCUGAGCUCCGAAGUGAAAUGUCUGAGGGCAGUGAGAAGCCUCGUGCACAGUCUCUACAAAACUGCUCAAAGUUAACCGAGAAUGAAGUUGGAAAAUCCAAGGUGCUGCAAUUUGAACAUUGUGAAAUUUAUAUACGUUCUCCGGAACCCUUACCGAAAACUCCAACUAAAGCUGGUUCCUCUGUUCGUACCGAAGGCAGCAAUCAAAUGAAUUCAAGCCAGGAAAAGUCUGAAAAAUGCUUAGAUAUAAAGGAAUCUGGUAGUAAGAGCAAAAAAGUAAAUUCAAGUACAAACAAAGUACAAAGUUCCUUAAAAUCUGCUCCAGGGCGUAAGACCAGGAAGUCGGAUACCAAACAAAAUGCGGUUUAUCAGAAGCAAUUUAAAGAAAAUAGCUCUGUUGAUUAUGCUAAUCACAAGACUGAGGACGAGCCCAGCUCUGGGAAGAACGACAUUUGGCAGCAAAACGAAGCAAAUAGUUCGACUUAUUCUCUAGAAUCUCGUAAAGAGAUAAUAUCCCAAAGAAGUGAAUAUAAUGAAAACUUUGAGCAAGCCGGGGAGGUCAUGAGCAAUACUUCUUUAAAUUCAGCAAAACGCGUUGUCAGCAAAAGUGAAAGGAGUAAACAAUAUGAAGAAAAUACUUCAAAUAUUUCAUUCGAAGCUAUAGAAGAAGAACUUUGGAAUAGCAGUGCAUAUAAAAGUGAUGCUGAUCAUGUAGAGGAAAUUCAAGAUAAUUCCAUAGAUUUCUCCCUGAGUCACGAAGACGAGUCUCAAGCAUACAGCUCUCAGCAUAUAUCAAAUAUCACCCAUAAUUCAUCGAGUGAUGUGGAGGAGCAAAGCCAGAAGAGCUUCAGCAAGGAUGGGAAAUUGAAAUGGGUGGCUCAAUUGGCAAGGUUUUUAUCACCGCACAUUGAACGACGUAAGUUUUUGAUGCCAAAGGAUUUUCAAAUGCUCAAUGCUGAUAAACAUAACGAAAUUGAGCGCUCUGAAUCGUGUGCCAUACGCAAGUCCCGUCGAUCCCAGCACAGGCUCAAUAAAUCGGAGAGCGGAUCGAUCGCUAGUCACAAAUCGCUGCAGUCCGCAAUGAACUCGACAUGGCCCACUGAACGAUCCACUAGCGAUAUGCAUGCGUAUUACAAUGAGACUAAUGACUGCUCUUUGACAUACGAUAAUGAUAGCGGCGAUGAUUAUUACUUAAGCAGCCAGAAUACGAGUGCAAACACUUCUCUAAUUAGCAGCACACUCUCCAUGCCAAAUGUGACCAAGAAAUAUCGUGAUCGGGCGAGCAGUCCCAUACAAGUUAUCUACAGCGAUCACAGCGAUAGCUAUGAGAGGACGGCUCGACUGGAGAAGAUUGGCUAUCAUAAGCCGGGCGAUCGCAAAGCACGAGCGAGGGGCAGAAGAAUGAAGAGUGAGCAGCUGUCGGAGGAGCGCUCUCAGACAAGCAUUGCCAGCGAGGAGAAAGGAGUUCAGUAUCCCAGCGACGAUGAGCUGAACGGCUCGGCUAAGAACAGUACGAAAUCACCGAAGAUAAGCAGCCGGGAUGAGGCACUGCCAAAAGUGCCCAAAGCUGGCAAGGGCAAGCAGAAAAAGACCGGAAGUAGCUCCAACAGCAGCAGCUGCCAUUCGCUGCCAGCUGACAACAGUGGAAACAGCAGCAGCAGCACAACGAACAGCAGCGACUACAGCAUUUGCAACUAUGUGCCCAGCGUACGGUUCUAUCGGCGCAGCGAGCCCGAGGAAGAUGUCGUCAUGGAUCUCGCUCACAACGAUAAUGAUCCGCCGGCUCUGACCUAUAAGAAGCAUGUGGCACGCCUCGCUGAGCAUGCACUGCGCACUUGCACCAACUACUACAAGGAGAGCGUCGAGCACAGCCCCGAGCUGGAGGAGGACAUAGCCACAAAGGUGGGCAUGCUGUAUAAUGCGGAGACAAAGUUCAAUACGACGCAGCGCCUCGAGAAGCGGGAGGAUCUGCUGCAGCAGUUCAAUGCGCAGUUGCACGAACAGCUCAAGCUAGUUCCGCCCAACGUUCAAUGAUCAGUUUUACACACACACACACACACA